Messenger RNA from Aspergillus niger, 1206 nucleotides. RefSeq lists its product as hypothetical. The transcript has a single exon. NCBI's taxonomy places the organism in Eukaryota, Fungi, Ascomycota, Eurotiomycetes, Eurotiales, Aspergillaceae. The coding region runs from base 1 to 1206 and encodes 401 amino acids. The record is from RefSeq and is a predicted model, not a curated record.
AUGGAUAAACCUACGGGAGUGGCAUCUUCUCAAAUGGACAAACCCCGCUUGGGGGGCAAGAUGAACCUACCUGCAGGCGGUGCUACUACUGCGCCUGUCAGAGAUGUCUCCAACAAGAAAAAGCGUGCUCUAGAAGAGGACAGCGACAGCGAAAACAUUGAUGAUGGUAAGCGAACUUGCAUCCAUCUAAUCGAUGAAGCGAUGAAGGACUUGGAGUUAGGUUUCGAGAAGGAUUCAGAAGACGACUACGAAUCUGAUAGCAAGACAGAAUCAGACAGUGACGGGGGCAGCUCUAAUGACGAAGAUAGAGGUAACUCCAGCACUGAAGAGACAACUGUCAUUGAUGAAGACAGCUCUAAUGACGAAGAUGGAGGUGACUCCAGCACUGAAGAGACAACUGUCAGUGAUGAAGACAGCUCUAAUGACGAAGGGUCAGAUCUCGGUGGUCGAGAUGUUACAAUGGACGAAAUCAUGGAUUUCAAUAGUGAGGAGAGCACAAGCGACGAGACAAUGGAUACCAGUGAUGAGGACAGCUCACGCGACGAAGCAUCGGAUUGGAGUGUUGGAAGUGGCUCAAGCGAUGAGGAGGAAUAUAUGGAUGUCAGUGAUGCAGAGAGUUGGAGUUCCGAACAUUGGAAUGAUAGUGAUCAAAGCGAUGAUGAGGACUAUACAUUUGAACGACCGGAAGCUUGGAAAUGGAGCAAAGACAACAACAUCAACAACAAUAAGGAUGGUGACGAGGAGGACGGUGAUAGGCUAAUGAUUCAGCUUACAUAUCCCAAUCAUACCCACAAGAUCUGCGAUGACACAUCUUCAGAGGAUGAGGACGGAGAUGCACUUAUCCAAGAAGAGGUAGAUGACGCAUCUUCAGAGGAUGAGGUCGAGACUGAAGACGAGAACAAGUCGGGCUGCGCUGAUGGUGACUCCUCUACCGCAUUCCCCGCAUGUGAGUUUCUCGACAAACACGCCGACAAACCAGGCUACAUCUAUGAUAUGACAUCACAUGGGAAGAACAUCCUCAUCCUAAUCACGACAUCUAGUCCCCCAACUCUCAUCCGUGCCUCCACAAGGGAUCUGAUCAUGGGAUCCAGUGUCUUUGCUAAAGUAUUUGGCUACAAUGAAGAGAUUCGAGUGUCUGGGAAGAUAUUCUCAAGCUGGCGGAAGAUCCAAAAAGUCACAGGGUGUCACCGAGCCGAAUUCAUUUGA